GAAGGAGAGCGAGCCAGGGAGCCGCCGUGCGGGGGGGCCGCCGCCUUCGCUGCCGGGAGGGGGGCAGCGCCGGUGAAAAGAGCGACGAGGCGGGAACGGGGGCCCAAGAACGAGAGCGAGCGCGAGCCAGGGAGGGGGCCACGGAAAAGGGAAGAGAAGAAGGAACGCUCGGGCUCCUGUCAGGCCGGCAUCCCCCCGCCCGUCCUCUUCCGCCGAUCGGCCUCCGCGCUUCCUCCGCAGCCGGAAAAUAAUCCCCCUCCUUCCUUCCUUUCCGCCUUGCCUGCCUUCUCGCGCGCCGCCCUCCACAGGCUCCGCCGCCGCCGCCGCCGCCAUGGCGCUGAAGAGAAUCCACAAGGAGUUGAAUGAUUUGGCACGUGAUCCUCCAGCACAGUGUUCAGCCGGGCCAGUUGGAGAUGACAUGUUCCAUUGGCAAGCAACAAUAAUGGGACCGAAUGACAGUCCUUAUCAGGGUGGGGUGUUCUUCUUGACAAUUCACUUCCCAACAGAUUACCCCUUCAAACCACCCAAGGUUGCAUUUACUACAAGAAUUUACCAUCCAAAUAUUAACAGUAAUGGCAGUAUUUGUCUCGAUAUUCUACGGUCACAAUGGUCUCCAGCAUUAACUAUUUCAAAAGUACUUUUGUCCAUCUGUUCUCUGUUGUGUGAUCCCAAUCCAGAUGAUCCCUUAGUGCCUGAGAUUGCACGGAUCUACAAAACAGAUAGAGAAAAGUACAACAGAAUAGCUCGAGAAUGGACUCAGAAGUAUGCGAUGUAAUUAAAGAAAUUAUUGGAUAACCUCUACAAAUAAAGAUAGGGGAACUCUGAAAGAGAAAGUCCUUUUGAUUUCCAUUUGACUGCUUUCUAUGAGCCCACGCCUCAUCUUCCCCGUGCACAUGUUUACCUGAUACAGCAGUGCUGCGUGUUGUACAUACUUGGAACAAUGAAAUACUGUAUUCCAUACCAACAUUGACUCCUAGCAAAGAAAUGUGUGUGAAAAGCCAGUUCUUCAUUCAAAGCCUAGUUGUGAGCAUAAAAGCAUUCCUAAAAGAUUUAAAUUGGGCACUAAAACCGAACGUGGUGGUGGUGGGAAAAGUAAACACGUUUCUUGUCAUCAGGGCUUUCAGUAAUUCAAAAGAAGUCUUUUUAACAAAGUGGAAUCCUUUUAAACUCAUAACUCUUAUGAAAAACUGAUAUGAAGAACUUAAACCUGUUUCUGUAUUUUAUUCUGAAGGACCUUCUGAGGUAAAUGUAUGACCAACAAGAUCAAAAUGUACCCACAUCCUGUGUUUAAAGGUCUAAGUUUAACUGGUCAGCAUUUAAAGGCACUGGAGCUAUUAGUGCAUCAAGUGAUGUUGAUUUUGUUUCAACUCUUCUUCCCCUCCUCUCCUUUCUCCCUUCAUAAUUUUGGUUUGUAUGUGUUUUCUCAGUUAACAUAGCUAAUAGCUCUUAUUUUCUUAAGUUUUUAAUUGCUUAGGUCUUUCUGGAUGUAAGGGUAAAAAUUCAUUUGACAGACUUGUGUAUAUUUAAAGACCCAGCUGCUCCCUUGGAGCUUGUACGUUCAAGAAUGAUUAAUCUGUGUAAUAAACUGAUUACUACAGUCAUUACAUAUAA
Molecule: messenger RNA, 1611 nt
Organism: Pogona vitticeps (central bearded dragon)
Lineage: Eukaryota; Metazoa; Chordata; Lepidosauria; Squamata; Agamidae
Gene: UBE2D2
Product: ubiquitin conjugating enzyme E2 D2
Source: RefSeq, a predicted model, not a curated record